GCAAAGAUUAUUGCGGAGGCUGCUAAUGGACCGACUACUCCUGCCGCAGACAAGAUUCUGAUCGAUAGGAAUAUUCUUGUAAUUCCAGAUUUGUACAUUAAUGCCGGUGGUGUCACAGUUUCAUUCUUUGAGUGGUUAAAGAACUUGAAUCACGUGUCGUAUGGCCGUCUAACUUUCAAAUAUGAAAGGGAGUCUAAUUAUCAUCUUUUAGAAUCGGUGCAAGAGUCUCUAGAGCGUAGGUUUGGUCGUGUUGGCGGCCGUAUUCCCGUCACACCAUCCGAAGCCUUCCAGAAACGUAUAUCUGGCGCUUCCGAAAAAGAUAUUGUUCACUCUGGUCUGGACUAUACAAUGGAGA
Molecule: messenger RNA, 355 nt
Organism: Wasmannia auropunctata (little fire ant)
Lineage: Eukaryota; Metazoa; Arthropoda; Insecta; Hymenoptera; Formicidae
Product: glutamate dehydrogenase, mitochondrial-like
Exons: 2
Biological process (GO): L-glutamate catabolic process
Cellular component (GO): mitochondrion
Molecular function (GO): L-glutamate dehydrogenase (NAD+) activity
Source: RefSeq, a predicted model, not a curated record